UAUCCUCUUAUUGGGAAAAAUGGCAGGCUAUUUACGUUUGAGCUUAAUUUUCCUGUGUGUAUUUAUAUGUUGUUGCAGUGAGCGUGUGAUGGGAGGAGAUCCCGACUCGUUGCAAGAUUUCUGUGUUGCAGACAAGCAAGGCCAAGUUUCGGUGAACGGCUUCUCUUGCAAGGACCCCAAAAUGGUUUCAGCAGAGGACUUCUUCUUCAGAGGGCUUCGACGAGGGGACACGAGCAACGCCGUAGGGUCUAACGUAACAGCAGCCAACGUUAACCAGAUUCCGGGGUUAAACACACUAGGAAUAUCGUUGGUCCGCAUAGACUACGCUGUGGAUGGAAUUAAUCCUCCUCACACCCAUCCAAGAGCCUCAGAAAUCCUGGUUUUACUUAAAGGUGAGUUGCUAGUGGGAUUCAUCGAUACAACAAACAAGUUUCACAGCAAGGUGUUGAAGAAAGGAGACGUGUUUGUGUUUCCCAAGGGAUUACUACAUUUCCAGCAGAAUGUGGGGCAGCGAAAUGCAGUGGCCAUCGCUGGGUUGAGCAGCCAGAAUCCAGGAGAUCAGGUUACUGCCAAUUCUCUGUUUGCAGCAAAUCCUCCCAUGCCAAAUGGUGUAUUGACCAAGGCCUUCCGCAGCGAUCAAACAGUAGUCGAUUCCAUUCAGGACAAAUUCAUGUAAUAGCUUCCAUAG
Molecule: messenger RNA, 688 nt
Organism: Cryptomeria japonica (Japanese cedar)
Lineage: Eukaryota; Viridiplantae; Streptophyta; Pinopsida; Cupressales; Cupressaceae
Product: putative germin-like protein 2-1
Exons: 2
Coding region: 20-676 (218 amino acids)
Cellular component (GO): cell wall
Molecular function (GO): manganese ion binding
Source: RefSeq, a predicted model, not a curated record